This is a messenger RNA of Momordica charantia (bitter melon), 1755 nucleotides long. Lineage: Eukaryota; Viridiplantae; Streptophyta; Magnoliopsida; Cucurbitales; Cucurbitaceae. The record is from RefSeq and is a predicted model, not a curated record.
AUGAGGGGCUCUGGGGUUUAUCCCAAUCACUACACCUUCUCUGCAGUUUUAUCUGCUUGCGCUCACACUAUGGCUUCUGUUCACGGGGACCAGAUGCAUUCUUUGAUCUGGAAACACGGCUUCCAUUCUGAAGUCUUUGUUGCCAGUGCAUUAGUCGACAUGUAUGCCAAGUGUUGUGAUAUGUGCGUUGCUGAGAAGGUGUUUGAGGAAAUGCCCGUGAGAAACCUUGUUUCUUGGAAUGCUAUGAUUGUGGGGUUCUUGCAGAACAAACUCUAUGAUCGGGCCAUUCUCUUCUUUAAGACGCUUCUACUUGAGAGCCUAACUGCUCCUGAUGAAGUCAGUUUCUCCAGUGCCUUGAGUGCUUGUGCCAAUGUUGGUAACUCGGAGUUUGGGAUACAAGUUCAUGGAGUUGCUCUGAAGCUUGGUGUCGGGAAUUUGGUUUAUGUAAAUAACUCGCUGAUUGACAUGUAUAGUAAAUGUGGCUUAUUUGAUGAAGUUGUGAAGUUGUUCUCGAAAAUUGGAGUUAGAGAUGUUGUUACUUGGAAUAUAAUGAUCAUGGCAUGUGUUUAUAAUGACAGUUAUGAAGAUGCCUGCAAUAGUUUUUGGAUGAUGAAGAGGGAAGGUCUAAUACCUGAUGAAGCAUCAUACUCCUCCGUUCUUCAUUCUUGUGCAAAUCUUGCAGCACUACAUCAGGGCACAAUAAUCCAUAAUCAUAUCAUAAAAUCUGGGUAUGUGAAGAAUUUAUGUGUUGCAAGUUCUUUGGUUACAAUGUACGCAAAAUGUGGCAGUUUGGUAGAUGCUUUUCAGAUAUUUGAAGAGACCGACGAUCAUAAUGUGGUUUGUUGGACCGCCAUAAUUGCAGCUUGCCAACAACACGGCCAUGCUAACCGGGUUGUUGAAUUAUUUGAGGAAAUGUUGGGAAAGGGGAUUAAACCCGACUAUAUUACUUUUGUUUCUGUUCUCUCUGCUUGCAGCCACACUGGUCAGGUCGAAGAAGGAUUCUUCUACUUUAAUUCAAUGGUUAAAGUGCAUGGUAUUAACCCUGGAUAUGAACAUUAUGCUUGCAUGGUUGACUUGCUCGGUCGUGCCGGGCAGUUGGAUAGAGCUAAGAGGUUUAUAGAACUGAUGCCUAUCAAACCAGAUGCCUCGGUUUGGGGUGCUCUACUUAGUGCUUGCAGGAGCCAUAGCAACCUUGAAAUGGGUAGGGAAGUGGCUAUGAAACUUUUUGUUUUGGAACCGGAUAAUCCGGGAAAUUAUGUCCUGCUUUGUAACAUCUUUACACGUAAUGGAAUGCUAAAUGAGGCUGAUGAGGUUAGAAGAAAGAUGGAAACCAUCGGGGUGCGGAAAGAACCAGGAUGUAGUUGGAUUGACAUUAAGAAUUCAACAUUUUUAUUCACAGUGCAUGAUAAGUCACAUGAGAAAACGCAGGAGAUUUAUGAGAUGUUGGAAAAGCUGAAGGAGUUGGUAAAGAAGAAAGGAUAUGUGGCUGGGACUGAAUUUGCAAUAAAUAUUGCAGAAGCAUACAAGGAGCAAAGCUUGUGGUACCAUAGUGAGAAACUAGCUCUUGCAUUUGGACUGCUGAGUCUUCCUGCUGGGGCUCCAAUUAGGAUAAAAAAGAAUCUGAGAACUUGUGGAGAUUGUCAUACCGUGAUGAAGUUCGCUUCAGAAAUUUUUGCCCGAGAGAUUAUAGUAAGAGAUAUAAGCAGAUUUCACCACUUCACCAAUGGCAUUUGUUCCUGUAGAGAUUACUGGUGA